GUGCCAUGGUGUCGCUGCGGUGGCUUUCUGAAAACAACAUGGCGAUUUGGUUGAGGUUUUUCGGUGAUUUGCGAUAUAUUUUCAGGUUGUAAUUCGUUCUCGUAUUGAGUUUUACUUCAUCACCAUGCCUUUUGGACUGAAGCCAGUUUGCGCUACCUGUAAAGCGAGUGUAUCGUCUAUGUGGCGUAAAAAUGAAAGCGGUGAAGUCGUUUGUAACACCUGCGCAGUGCGAGUGUCUGCAAGUACCGAGUCUGAGCCGGCUUCACAAAAGGACAACAACGGCAGUUCCUGUCCCUUUACUCUGCGAAAAAGUACACGGGCGAAGAGCUCGAAGUUAAAGCACCAACAGCAGCAGAUGAAAGCGGCAGCCCCCAAGGGAAAGGGACGCAGGGUGAUUUUUAAGAGAGGGCCUUUGAAAGCACCGACUGCAGUGGCAACAUGUGUCACGAGCGAUUUUGUGUUUUUCAGAGAUACAUACUACCAGGUCGGUGACGUUGUCUCCAUGAUGGACGAACACGAGGACGUCUACUACGGCCAGAUUCGGGGGCUCCUGCAGGACCAGUACUGCGAAAAGAGUGCCGUCAUCACGUGGCUCAUCCCAACCAAGGGCAGUCCCAAGACACACUUCGAUCCCUCCACCUACAUUUUAGGUCCAGAAGAGGAAGUCCCUCGUAAGCUGGAGUGCAUGAGCUUUGUGUGCCAUGCCCCUUCCGAGUACUUUAAGGCAAAGAACAUGCCUUAUCGAAUGAAGCCCAGUGGGCCAGAAAGCUGCUUCAUAUGGACCAGGCUCGGUCCACAGGUACGACCAUUGCCAACGCAGGAGCAAGUGUUUGGUCCUGCAUAGGAUGUGACGGGUCCUUCCUGGGAGUAUCGUUCCGGACUAUAUCGACUGCAACUUGUUUGACCCGUCGUGGCUUUAGAGAGGAAGUUCUUCGCGUCAUUUUGCUGAAAUCUAAGACGGACGUUUUUUUUUUAUGAACGAAAACACCUUUCUUGGCGUUCUAGCUAGCCACAGUGAUUACUGCGCAUCUUUAUUGCUCAGGGGAAACACUCAUUAGUGUGUGGACAUUGUUUUUGUCCAUCUGUUGUACAAGCAGUUCCUUCUUUUGUGAAGGUCGUUGGGAUAUCACACGCAGCCUGCUUUUCUCUAAGCAGAAAAAAGAUUGCCAGGACUAAGUUAACACCUUUCUUUUGUAUGGCGAAUACACUCAUAAGUAUUAUGUCACAGGGAAAUAAAUGUACAUAUGUAUAUAAAUGCAUUGUGCCAAACUCA
Molecule: messenger RNA, 1273 nt
Organism: Ornithodoros turicata
Lineage: Eukaryota; Metazoa; Arthropoda; Arachnida; Ixodida; Argasidae
Product: GATA zinc finger domain-containing protein 1-like
Exons: 4
Coding region: 125-844 (239 amino acids)
Biological process (GO): chromatin organization; regulation of DNA-templated transcription
Cellular component (GO): nucleus
Molecular function (GO): sequence-specific DNA binding; zinc ion binding
Source: RefSeq, a predicted model, not a curated record